Osmerus eperlanus (European smelt) is the source of this 6153-nucleotide messenger RNA. RefSeq names its product hamartin-like. Gene Ontology annotation, cellular component: TSC1-TSC2 complex. Bases 214 to 3837 code for a protein of 1207 amino acids. Lineage: Eukaryota; Metazoa; Chordata; Actinopteri; Osmeriformes; Osmeridae. The transcript has 22 exons. The record is from RefSeq and is a predicted model, not a curated record. Gene Ontology annotation, biological process: negative regulation of cell population proliferation; negative regulation of TOR signaling; regulation of cell cycle.
UUUAACAUACGCCGAUUGGGUUGUAGGCUGCCGUAAAUUAAAAGACGAAAUAGUUGAAAACUAGACACACAAGACGCAUAUAUAAUUGUGUGUGUUCUAGAUUAAGAUCCAGGAAUUCCUCAUUUGAACAUUACCAGGCUAUUUCAAUUACUAUUACACGUUUACAGAGGUUAAACCGACCAGGUGCCGAGGUCCCAAGACCGGGUCGCUGCCAUGGCUAAAGAGCAGCCGAACGUGUCCGAGCUCCUCCCGCUGCUUGAGUCGUCAGACUUGCAGGAGCUGGAACACGUCAAAGCUGCCAUCAACGACGACCUCAGUUCAGACCGAGGGAGCAUGCUGCUGAAUGGCCUGGUGGACUACUACAUGGAGACCAACUCCACUCAGGCCAUCCUCCUGCUCUGUUCUGUCAGGGAGCCGCACGACAAGCACCUGUUUGAUAAGCUCAACGAAAGCCUGGCGAGACCGCCUUGUCGCCUGGCCACCCUCACCCUGCUGGGGCACGUCAUCCGCAGGCAGCCGUCUUGGAUCCACAAGAUCACUCGCUUCCCCCUCCUGGCCUCUGUACUCAAAUGCCUUAAGACAGAUUGUGACGUGAUGGUGUUGAUAACGGGAGUGCUAGUGCUGAUCACUCUACUGCCCAUGAUUCCUCAAGCGGGACGCCAGCACAUCUACGACUUCUUUGACAUCUUUGGCCGUCUCGCUUCCUGGAGCCUAAAAAACCCAGGCCACGUCCACGGCGUGUUCCUGAUCCACCUCCACGCCAGCGUGUACUCCCUGUUCCACCGUCUCUACGGCAUGUACCCCUGCAACUUCAUCUCCUACCUGCGGUCCCACUACAGCAUGAAGGAGAACCUGGGCACCUUCGAGGAAGUGGUCAAGCCCAUGUUGGAGCAUGUGCGGGUGCACCCAGAGCUGGUGACAGGAACCCAGGACCUUGAACUGGACCCCUCCAGGUGGAAGAGGUUUGAGAUUCACGACAUCAUGAUCCAGUGUGCCAAAGUGUCUCUGGACCCGAAGGAGGCGUCGUGCGAGGAGGGCUACUCCAGCGUGCCCGACCCCCUUCCCCUCCACCCUCCGUCCAGGCUCCACGACAGCACAGUCAGCCCCCACCCAGAUCACCACCACAGCUACGGACGUUCUACCUCCACCCCUCUCCCCGUGGGCCAGCCUGCUCUCUCCCUGUCUCUACCCCAGCUGGUCUCCCCCCGGGUGUCUCUCUCCAGCCUUCAGACCCCCUGCCUGCAGAUUUCCAACUGCGACCUGUCGGAGAGCAAGCCGAUGUGGAGCCCCUCCUCCGAGUGUCACAUGAGCACGCCCCCCACCUCCCGCAGAAUCUCCCCAGCCAACGUGUCGGACCCCUGGCAGAGCCCCCAGGGCCCUGCCAGCAUCGCACCAGCUGGACCAGGUGCGAAGUGUCCCCCGCCGGCCGCCGUCCACGCCCCCCCCCCGCACGCCCCCGCGCUGUUUGAGGAGCACAUCCGCACGCCAUCUGCCAACUCUACCAGCCAGAAGCGGCAACCAAUAGGCGAGUUGGAGAGGGGAGUGAGUCAGCCAAUCAGAGAGGGAGAUGGAAGCAAGCCUGAGGUCAUCGACAACGGUACUAAAGGUGCCGGAGGAGAGAAGGCGAGCGUGUCUCUGACGGAGCUGGCAGACUUUGUCCAGAAGCACAACGUGGACCUCCUCCAUGGACCCAGCCCAGAGACAGAGGAUGGGGAAGAUUCCAUCACGGAAGAGAUCCUGAAGCUGACGGCCUCCCAAACAGGCCCUGACGGUUCCUUCUACAGCUCCUCAGAGUACCACUCUCUGUCCUCCCUCCAAGCCUCCGACCAGAGCCUCAACAAGGGCUCCCCGGCCCCCGCGCCUGAUGGCCUGGAGGGCUCGUCCGUCCUCGCCAGCCAGCCCCUGGCUUGGUGUCUCCCGCCCGGGUUCACCCCCAUCGCCAGCCACGUCCGCGGGGGGCGGCUGGAGCAGGUGGAGGGGGCGGGGAGGCCCGGCCGCGGCCACCUCUCCUCCACGCCUCCCGGGGACGCGGCCCCUCCGUACGAGGCUCUGUUUGGCCUGGCCCUGCCCAGGGCCGCCUGUCUCUUCCUGUCCCGCAAGGCCUGGGAGGUGUCCCGGCGCGAGGCCGGGGGAGAGGGGGGCGGGGAGGGGGAGGAGGAGGGGACGGCCUGGUCUCCCCUGGAGGCUCUGGAUAGGCUCAUCCAGCAGGGGAACGACGCCCACAGUCAACUCAUGAAGAGACCGCAAGUUCCAUUCAAGUCGGAGGACUGGACUCACUUUGGAGGUAAACAACAGGGCAUGAAGGCCAAAGGCUCCGGUCCCAUGGACGAGGUGCAGGCCCUCCGCAGCCAGCUGGUCCUCAUGCACAACCAGCUGCAGUUUGAGCGCUACAAGAGGGAGCAGCACGCCAUCCGCAACCGCCGCCUGCUGCGGCGCAUCAUCAACGCCACGGCCCUGGAGGAGCAGAACCACUCCAUGAAGGCCCAGCUGAAGAUGCAGGAGCUGGAGGAGCAGGCCCUGCAGGCCAGCCUGCAGCAGGAGCAGCAGCGCUCCAGGCAGCUGCGGCUGGACACGCUGGCAGAGACCUCCCAGCUGCACGGCCGCAUUGCGCUGCUGCAGGAGCAGCACCACGACUACCUCACCAAGACCCAGAGGCUGCAGAGUGAGCUGGAGGAGUGCCAAGGCAGGAUGGCUGAGCUGGAGUCUGAGCUGCAGAAGGCCAGCUACGAGGCCUACAACGCCGAACACCAGCUCACCCAGCUGUCCCUGAAGCUGAGCGACAGCGAGGAGCUGCAGGAGCACAUGUUCCUGCUGAACAGGCAGCUGCUGCUUCUGGGCGAAACCAACAAACUCUGCAUGGAGGAAGCCCAGAGGGUGGGCCCCAAGUCCGACAAGGAGCUGCUCAUGCUGCAGUGGUCCCUGAGGAAGGAGGCCGAGUGUCUCCGUCAGGGCGAGGCCCAGCAGAGCCGGCGUCUGGAAGCCGCCCAGCAGAGGCUCGCCGACACCGAGGCGCAGCUGGCCAAGAAGGAGCACCUCAUCCUGGAGCAGAAGAAGUUUCUAGAAGACAUCAAAGCCAAGGCCAGGGGCCAGCUGCAGGCGUCGGAGAGCCGCUACGUUGCCCUCCGCUGCGUGACCCAGGCUCUGCAGACGGAGAUGCUGCAGCUGUACGGCCAGCUGGACCUGCAGACCCAGGCCUCCAACAGUCUCCUGGAGCCUGCGGACAGCCAGGCCUCCAGCCCCUCCAGACCCAACGGCAGCAGCAGCGGAGUCCCGGUGUCUCAGGGCAGUCUGAAGAGCGUUGGCCAGGCCACCGCCCCCGGGAUCCCCCCGUCGUCCUCCGCCACCGUCCCCACCCCCGGCGGCCACCCGUCCUCCGCCAGCACCAACGGCAGCCUGGAGGAGCUCCCUCUGGUGAACGAGGCCUCCCCCCUCCACCACCUCCUGGCCUCCUCCCCCAUCACCCCGUCUCCGGCCAGCGCUCCCAUGGACGUGGGAUCCUACCCAAGUGCCAAGUCCUUCCUGGGCAUGCACGCCCGAGGGCUGUUCCAGAGCAAGAGCGACAGCCAGGAGGGUGAGGGGGAGCCGGAGGCCCAGCUCGGGAGCUUGUCUCUGGAGGAGGCGGCGGAGGAGGAGGAGGGUGGGAGCCAGCCUCCAGACCAGGGGCUCAUCCAGCCCUCCUCCCUCCAGCUCGGGGCUCCAGCCCCUCCUCCUCAGGGCCCGGGGCAGCCUGCUCCCAGCCAGGUUCCAGCCCUCCCAGGCCGGCUCGCUCCCGCCGGCCCCCACCCGAGGAGACCCAACCUCAGCAUCAUGGACUACAAUGAGACCCAGCACAGCUAGAGAGAAGGGAGGGGAUGCCUAAGCCUUCUGAUACGCAUGUCUGGCACAUUCUACCCCAGGCAGCAGCAACAGCGGGCUGUGCUGGCCUCAUAAACAGUAGGUAGCUCAUAUACUUUGUCGAUCCCAAAGAGAAAUGGUGGCGUGAUAGUCCAGAGAAGAAUGCAAAGAAAAAAAUACAGGUUACCAAAACGUAAUGCGCAGGGCGGCACAUGGGGAUAAAACGUACAUGUACUGAACAAAAACGAUUCACCAAGGUGGCCCACAGAACACAGGUAGUACGUAGGGAAUGCACAAAACAAACUUAACACAGGAACACUAUACAGCAACAAGUAUCAUGUGCAAAACCAGUGACAUUAAUGCUACUAACGUAGGAUUACCAACAAGAAUCGGUGAACUGUAAGAAGCAGUGUCACAUAAAUACAUAGUUAUAUAAUCUACAGAGAGAGGUGUACCAAGUACUCUGGAAUGUACCAGAUACCACCCAACUAAAUCAGAGCAGUGCAGUAUAAUUAAGUUAGAAAUGAGAAUGUUGACAGGUGAUUGAAUGGUGCCCCAACAUCACUGCCAGUUGCUCAUGGGGAGGCAGUAUAGAGUGUAAUGGCUCACAGUGAGGCAGUAUAUGGUCUAAUAGCUCACAGCGAGGCAGUAUAGAGUGUAAUGGCCCACAGCGAGGCAGUAUAGGGCAAAUGGCUCACAGUGAGGCAGUAUAUGGUCCAAUGGCUCACAGUGAGGCAGUAUAUGGUCUAAUGGCUCACAGUGAGGCAGUAUAGAGUCUAAUGGCCCACAGUGAGGCAGUAUAGGGUCUAAUGGCCCACAGUGAGGCAGUUUAGAGUCUAAUGGCUCACAGUGAGACAGUAAAGAGUCUAAUGGCUCACAAGUGAGGCAGUAUAUGGUCUAAUGGCCCACAGUGAGGCAGUAUAUGGUCUAAUGGCCACUAGCAAAUACUUUCAAUAGCUGAACUGUCGUCCCCUCGUGCAGCACCAGAAGCGUUCGAUACAUUGUCAGUAAAAGUGGCGUGUCGCGGAGCAAGCGGUUUGAGCGUUGAAAUGAGGCUGCACACGCCGCAGCCCGAGUGGAUGACCCAGGACAUUUGGACGUCUGUCUCGAAGCAGCCUCAAAAAAAAAAACACAACAGAGAGAAACUGAUUGUCUUAUGUUUAGUGUAAGUUGAAAUAAGCUAUUUAUUUGUAUGCUGGUGGGGGGGUGGGGGGGGUUAGUUGAGCCAUGUUAACAUGUCACAUCUAGCUCAGUUUGAUCUACAUGGGGGUACUGCAGUUUCAAGGUGCAAUAAUCAAUUUAAGAAUAUAAGACACUUGUCAAAUCUGUAAUUUUUUUCCUUUUAAAGAUGGCCAUUGCAAUAAUUCAUGCUUUAUUUUACCUUUUUUAAGCGUGACAAGAAAGGCAGGGAGAGAGGGAGAAAGGGAGAGGUGCAGCCAAAGGCCACGGCCAGGGACCUCCGCUGACACGGUACUCUAUCCGGUGAGCUACCUGGAGGCCCCAACCCUGGUCACAUGUCUCAAGUCAGGCUCUGUCAUGGAGCAUCAGUGUUGUAUUUGGCCUUUUGUGCUAUUCACUACAAGUGGCUCCUAAGCUUCUUGAGGCUGUGUCGAGCUAGAUCAUGCACGGUCCAGCAGAGGUGCCUACACUAGGAGGCAGGCCCUGCCACUGUAACAUGGGGUUACGUCAUUACGGCCGGACAGAGCUGCUCCUGACUGAUUGAGCUGUUUAUGUAAACGUUCAGUGCCAUAUUUUCUAUAUGUGAAGAGGAGGAAGGCUGAUCUCUGUGUACUGGUGCAGCCUUACACCUUGAGGAGGAUUGCUGUAUGAUGCAGGGCUAUUGGGACUGUACUAUGGGCUUAGUUAAUGUGCAAAUGCACAUGUCUGUAGCCUCUCGUCUUACUGACACAAGUUUUGAACCAAAACAUACGACAUAGUCAUAGAGUCACCUUUUAAAGUUUCGAUUUGAAAUGUUCUGCUUCUGAAUGUUGAUAAUUGGAAAGGAGAGGGGAUUCUUGUUGCCAAUUUGUUGUUCCAGUUUGAGAGAACUGAUUAACCUCAGUAUUUGACGACAACACCAUUACUCCUUGGUAGUCUCAAGAUUGGGAGUGGUCUGACUUCCUGUAAUCCAACGUAAUGGUAAAUACAAGUGUUGGAGUCAAUUACAACAAGAGAAAGUGAAACCACAAUCAACAGUGCAACAAUCUGACUUGACCGCUAUCCGAGACACCCUGAUUGGAGGGUCAUGUGUUGAUAACCGAUUAAAAAGCAUUGCUUCUUCUGAAGAGAAUGUUUUAAACUGUGAAUAAAGAGCUCUAC